UUGCAAAUUUUUUAAAAAUUAAAAAAUAGAAAAUAAAAAAACCAAACCCACCCUUUCAUUCCUAAGAUGCUUGCUUAGAAAAAAAAUUGUAAAUUUGAAGUAGUAUCUAUCUUUGUAAAUCUCACAAGCUCCCUAACUGUCUCGUUGGCGGUACCGAUCGAUGGCUUUUCUCUGUGUUUCUGAUUAAGCAUACUAUUUGUUCGGAUUGGUUGUUCUACUUUUGGUUCUCCUGAAAUCACAAGAUGCCCCCCAAAAUUGCACAAAUUCGCCUCGUAAGUUCACAUCCUGAAGUUUAUGAACCAUGUGAUGAUUCAUUUGCAUUGGUUGAUGCGCUCCUAGCUGAUCGAACUAACUUGUUAGAGCAUCGUCCAACACUCUGCAUGGAAGUUGGUUGUGGCAGUGGGUAUGUUAUCACUUCACUAGCACUUAUGCUUGGACAGGAGGCCUAUGGGGCCUACUAUAUUGCCACUGACAUCAACCCUCAUGCGGUGAGAGUGACCAGUGAGACACUACAAGCACAUGGGGUUCACGCAGAUUUGAUAACUACUGAAAUUGCAUCAGGACUGGAGAAGCGAUUAGAAGGAUUGGUGGAUGUGAUGGUUGUGAAUCCACCUUAUGUGCCAACACCUGAAGAUGAAGUGGGUCGUGAAGGGAUUGCCUCGGCUUGGGCUGGAGGAGAGAAUGGUCGGAGUGUUAUUGAUAAAAUAUUGCCCAUUGCUGACAAACUUAUGUCUGACAGGGGCUGGUUGUAUAUGGUUACCCUUACAGCAAACAAUCCCUCAGAAAUAUGCCUUCAAAUGAGAGAGAAGGGUUAUGCAUCCAGAAUUGUUGUGCAGAGAUCAACUGAAGAGGAGAGUCUCCAUGUUAUUAAGUUUUGGCGAGAUUUUGAUAGUCAACCAGUGGGAAAUGAAAUGGGGACGGUGAACAAAAUAGUUCCUGCAGGGGUCAUUGAAUCUCUGCUUUCACAAGUUCCUGGAUUAUCAUUCUGGAGGUAUGGCAACAGUAAUAGUCGCUGAUGUACCAAAAGGUAAAGAGGGGUUUUGUUCAUUCCGGAAAUAUAUCUAUGUGCUGCCUUUUCAAUCUCCAUUUCAUUUUUUAGUUUAGGAUAUGAAUUUUAAUGAAAUGUGAUAAAUACAUACAAUUCAUAUAAUGUGUUCUCCUGAGACUCCGUGGAUGUGCACCUUUUUUCUAUGCCUUUUUUAAGCUUUGAGGGAUUUAAAUUCUGCUUUGUCUCGAUGAUGCAAGCAAGACUCAGAAUAAGCUUUUAUAACCUAUGUGUCACCACUAUAUAUAGCUUGGACCUUCAAAAUGAAAAAAUUCUUGAAGUGAGAAACUAUAAUAGUACUAAAGAUGUGGGAAGGAAGUUAAAGAAGGUAUAAUGUAAGAGUUAAGGACUUUACUGUA
Molecule: messenger RNA, 1404 nt
Organism: Camellia sinensis
Lineage: Eukaryota; Viridiplantae; Streptophyta; Magnoliopsida; Ericales; Theaceae
Product: S-adenosyl-L-methionine-dependent methyltransferases superfamily protein
Biological process (GO): methylation
Cellular component (GO): eRF1 methyltransferase complex
Molecular function (GO): protein methyltransferase activity; S-adenosylmethionine-dependent methyltransferase activity; nucleic acid binding
Source: RefSeq, a predicted model, not a curated record